This is a messenger RNA of Drosophila innubila, 1407 nucleotides long. RefSeq names its product arrestin domain-containing protein 3. The transcript has 4 exons. The record is from RefSeq and is a predicted model, not a curated record. Bases 74 to 1249 code for a protein of 391 amino acids. Gene Ontology annotation, cellular component: cytoplasm. Gene Ontology annotation, biological process: protein transport. Lineage: Eukaryota; Metazoa; Arthropoda; Insecta; Diptera; Drosophilidae.
GUUUGCAUGUGUCGCUCAGUUUAAGAGGUGAAAGUACACGGGACUCCAAAUAAAUUGAAAUAGUCUUUUAGAAAUGCCUUCAAAUUGUACUAUUGAGUUCGAUCGCUCAAGUUGGAUUUUCUACAGCGGCGAAACUGUCAAAGGCCGCUUUGCUUUAACUACAACAACCAACAAGACUAUUACCGCGAUGUAUGUUUCACUAAAGGGUGUGGCGAAGGUUUCUUUUGAAGAGGAGGGAACGCGGGCUCAAGUUCGAAGCUCAAAAACUUAUGUAAAUCUCCGAACAGAUAUUCGUUGCGAGAGAGAACUUCCAGCUGGCAGACACACCUACAGAUUCCGUAUACCUCUGCCGCCCGAUUGCCCGACGACAUGUACAGAAAUGUACGGAGAGGUAUCCUAUAACAUUGCGUUAGUAAUUGAACGCUCUGCUCUAUUGAGCCAUGAAUUCAAAACGCCGUUAACCGUAGUGCAGACCUAUAAUCUUAACAUGUACCCGGAGAUGCUGAUACCAAUAAAAUAUGAAGACAUCAAAUACUUUUGCUGCUGGCCCUGUCCCUCCGGUCCUGUCCUAAUGUCGCUAACGAUACCUUUUGGUGGAUAUACACCUGGCCAGAGAAUUAACUAUGAGUUGUACAUAGAUAAUCAGGCGCUUGGCAAUGAUCUUAAAUGCGUUAAGCUCUCCCUCAUACAGAUCUAUGAGUUCAGAGCUUAUUCAGGCACCUACAAAUCGAAGAUUUGUAAGAAUGACGUUUCUUCAGAGCUCCACUCCCAAAUGGUACGGCGUCUGUCGAAACGCCUAAUAAAUGGAAGCCUGAACAUACCCACCACCCUGCCACCCACCUCCACAAAAAACUAUAUUAUUAAAAUAUCUUAUGUGAUAUAUCUCUUCAUUAAUGCGGGCGAUUUUCAACGAGAUUGGGAGAUGGAAAUCCCCAUCAUAAUUGGCACCAUUCCUCUAGAACAAAUUGCCAAUGAUCCUGCUCAUACGACCCCUUGGAUUCCUCAAACACCAGACACUCCAGCUGUGCCAGCAGCAGAUCUGCCACCAAGUUAUGACGUCUACAGACCACCAACAUUUGAGGAAGCCACACAUAUUGGAGAGGUGUUCGAAGAUACAGACGACAAUAAUGGGUACAAUAACUUUGUGCAUUCCACUGGGCCACGUUACGAGGAUUCUGCAGAUGUCCCCUUGCUACGUCUGCCGCCGACUCCAACUGCCUACAGAGCCUCUUCAAUAGCCGCUGAUUAGUUGCAAUUUGGUUUGCGUUUUCUCAGUUCUGGCAUGAAAUUCCAAAAACUUAAUGUAAUUAAAUAUAUUUAAGCAGCAAAAUAUUUGCAAACACUAAUUAAGUUACAGAUGUACAUUCUUUAGCAUUCUUUAGUCAGCAGUUUCAUUAUCUUUUGUGU